Brachypodium distachyon (stiff brome) is the source of this 3232-nucleotide messenger RNA. RefSeq lists its product as uncharacterized. NCBI's taxonomy places the organism in Eukaryota, Viridiplantae, Streptophyta, Magnoliopsida, Poales, Poaceae. Gene Ontology annotation, molecular function: acyltransferase activity, transferring groups other than amino-acyl groups. The transcript is spliced from 14 exons. The record is from RefSeq and is a predicted model, not a curated record. The coding region runs from base 218 to 1981 and encodes 587 amino acids.
CUUUGACUGAAAAUUUCCGCGAGAACCCGCGGGACAUCUGUUUCCGUAAAUCCGUAGUCCAUCCGCCUUUUCCUUCCCGCGCGGAAACCCCCGCCCAAACUCCAAAUCCCGCCCAAGCAAGUUCCGCUUUCCCAGCCGGCGAGCAAUAGCAGCAGCACGGCGCCGUGUUCUAGCCGCCGCUGAAUUCCGCGACCCAUCCGAGCAAGUGGAUCACCGGAUGGGGAGACCACGGAAGACGAAGGCCAAGGCCGGCGCCGAGGCCUCCUCCCCCGUCUUCUCCAUCGGCAACUGCAAGGUGGAGAUACACGGGGGCGGCCUUAGGUGCCUGUCCACGGAGCAGGAUCUCACCAUUUCUGGGCCCAAGGGCGCAAAGAUUGUCAUCGCCGUCGAUGGAGCCAGGAGUUCUUCCGAUGGGAUUGGUGAGGGUUCUGGUUUCAUCAUUCUGAAUCCCAAUGAAGUUGACAGCCAGAACAAAUCUUUGCUUCAGGAAGCACUAACGCUUUAUAAGAAUGAACUUCCAACUAUGGAUUAUGCCGCUGACACAGGAAAAAAGUCAGGCUUUCUCGAAAAAUGCAUAAUUAACGGGAAGUACAAGACCCUAAUUCUGAGGUCUAGAUCAGCUGCAGGGCUUGAAGAGAUCAUAGCUGCUGUAUCAUACCAGAUAGUGCCAGCUGACACGCAGUAUGCUGAAAUACCCCUGGCAGUUGUGAGAUCACAUUUCCAACGUGUGGGCUUUGGCCAUCUCUUGUAUAAGGAACUAAGCCAGCGUCUUCAAAAUGUUGGUGUCAACACUAUAUUCUGUUGGGCAGAUAAGGUCUCUGAAGGAUUUUGGCUUAAACAGGGUUUUGUAUCUGUUGGAGAGGUCGAUAGUAAAGGGAAGAUUCGCAGGAUUCCAGUAAGGGCUGAUAUCAGGCGAGCAUUAUGCUUUCCGGGCAGUUCAACACUUAUGGUUACUCAUCUGAAGAAGGAACUGCCAACUCCGCCAAUAAUUCCACUAGCAAAACUGCCCGCCAUGGUACCAGAUAGCAUCUCUCCUGGUGGUACUGAUACUGCAGUUCCCUCCUGUGAAAAAUCGGUUCCUCAGACAUUUGGAUGCCACAAAGUCAGCAAGGCUGGACAGGUGGCAAGAAAUGGAUCUUUCACUGGUACUGGAGGAUGUUCAUCAUCUGACCAACAAUCGAAGAAACGGAUAUCUGAAACCUCAUCAUCUUCACUGAAGUCAAAAAGAGUAAGAUGCAGCGGUCAUGCUGACUAUAAACAAGACAUGAAGCAAAAUGAUAUUUGUGACAGCACUCCUUGUACUCCUAGUAUGUCAGUUCACGUUGAAAGAAAAUUAUCAGGAGAUGCCAAGGGCGCUAUCUGUUCCAAUGGAAGGCCUUCAGUUAUGCUUAUGAAUAUUGCAGAUGAAACAAAGAAGAUACGUCUUACAGAGGUAGUUGAAAUGCUUGGGGGAUUUGUUACUUCUGAAGGAAGUUCAUGCACACAUGUCGUUACUGGAAAAGCUCGAAGGACUAUGAAUUUUUGCAUUGCUUUAAGCUCUGGGGCUUGGAUAGUUUCUCCAAACUGGCUAAAACAAAGCUUCAAACAAGGGAAAUUUGUAGGCGAAUCCGAACAUGUUCUGGAUGACGAAGAAUAUAAGAUGAAAUACAAGUCUGAAAUGAGAGAUGCGGUUAUGAGGGCUCAGGAGCGGCCUUGCUCGUUAUUCUCUGGCUACACUUUCUGUCUCACCAAGUACAUCCAACCCUCUCCUGAUGUCCUGUCUCCCAUCAUCAAAUCAGUUGGUGGCAAGAUCAUCAGUGAGCUGGAUGAAUUAGAUGAGCCAUCAAAGACAAUCUUCUUGGCGUGUGAGGAAGAUAUGGAGCUUGCAAUGGAUGCAGCAAAAAGAGGCAUAAUGACAUUCAGCACUGACUGGUUCAUGAGCUGUGUCAUGAGGCAAGAGCUUGACCUCGAGGCGCCUCUGUUUAUCCUUAGCUUAGCCUAGGGCCUGAACUUUGUAUUGACUUUUGCUAAGUUAUCGCCUCGUUGGCUAUUGUAAAUUCUUCUAGUGUUUGAAAAGGCGUGACCUUAAAAAAUUAUCAAACUAGUCAUGCUGGGACAACACUCGUGCAAUUACUAUGGUAUCUUCGUAUAAUCUAGAGACAACGGUAAUAACAUACUUCCUCUGUUUGGUAUCCAUGUGUAUAUAGACAAAGUUGCGACAUUUAAUACCAAACGGAGGAAGUAUUAUACACUAGUAGAUGAACUAUAUUAUAUAUACAUUUUUUCAUAAUUAUAUAAUAGUACCUCUGUUUGAAACCAAUCAUUUGUAAAACGAGCUUCCAGUUUCAUGUAUGCUUGGAUGGCCAUGUUUUUGCUCAGCCUGCACUAAAAGCAUCUCCACCAGAACCCUAUUCACUUUGUGGAGCCAAAAAAAACUACUUAAAGUCUUCAACAGAGCCUCUAGCCCUCUAGUGAUUCCCUAUUUUAAGGAGGCCCUUAAAAAGGACCCUCAAGCCCUCAUUCCCAUCGGUCAAGGGAUCCAUUAUCCCAUUUGAGCCUUACCCCCUCGCCUCCACUUUGCCCCGUCCUCUACUUCGCCCCGCUGCCGUCGGCCAGGUCCAAUCUGGCGCUGCCCAAGACCGUCGGCUGGGUCCAAUCUGCUGUCGUCAACGGAGGAGACGUCGUCGCCGUUGUCGUUGAAGCCAAGCAUUGCAGGAGAGUUUUUCUAGCCAUGGUCCGAGUUUUUUUUUUUUGCUUGGUUUCAAAAGGCUUCACCGAUGACCAAGUAAACUUCUUCGUCCAUUGAUGGCUAGGGAGCUGCUGGAUCUGUGGCGGCGAGGGACGGUGGAGGAGCGCAGGGAGGAGGAGGCAUGGAGGGAUGAGGAAGGCGGCAUGCGGGGGAGGAGGUGCCACAGAGGAACGCGAGAAGAAGGAGGCACAGCGAGAGGCGGACGAUAGGGAGGAGCGGCGCAACGGAGUCAGCACGGCGGGGAGAAUGAGGCGUGACGGGGAAGAAGAAGCACGAGGGCAAAUUUGGAAGCUCGCAAAUAUAUAGGGUCUGAGAGUGGCCCCUAACUGACAACUACGGACCUUGUUUUAGGAGCUAUUUGUGAAUAAUGUUGAAGAUGAUCUAAAUUACGCCCCUUCCUGCCCACCCAAAAAUCCGUCCUCACAUCUGUUUGGAUGGUAGGGUUGGCCCAUGAAAUUCCUGGCCAUUUGCCAAAUCCAUUGAUAAAAACAAACAAUCCUCAUG